Cheilinus undulatus (humphead wrasse) is the source of this 11004-nucleotide messenger RNA. It is a transcript of the gene aspm, whose product is annotated as assembly factor for spindle microtubules. The coding region runs from base 69 to 10631 and encodes 3520 amino acids. The transcript has 26 exons. Lineage: Eukaryota; Metazoa; Chordata; Actinopteri; Labriformes; Labridae. The record is from RefSeq and is a predicted model, not a curated record. Gene Ontology annotation, molecular function: protein binding.
UUUGGACGUUUAGAUUAACUACCGAUGUAACAUGUAGGUAGCUAAAAAGCUCUCUUUCCUCGUUUAACAUGGCAGAGACGUUGCCUACAACACGGGGAGGAUUUCUGGAUUUCAGUCCAGUAAGGAGAAACGAAGCGAAUAAGGAGAAUGAUGUUCCUGUUUUGAGUUUGAUCCAGUUUUCAAAGGCUCCUUUUGUGACUUUUGGGACUGUAAAGUUAGGGACCUCCAAAUCGGCUGUACUACGUAUUGAAAACCCCACAGAAGACGCGGAAGCGGACGUUAUUGUUGAAAAGAUUUCCUCAAGUAAAGGAUUUUCUGUGGACUACAACAGCUUCACAAUUCAGCCUGAGGACUCAUUCACUUUGACAGUAACAUGGACUCCAACAGAAGAAGGUGGAAUCAGAGAGCUCGUUGUGUUCAAUGCCAAUGGAGUCCUCAAGCAUCAGGCUGUCCUGCUAGGGAGAGCAGAGGCACCAAAAAAGAAAAAAAAAAGUUUAUGGGACACGAUCAAGAACAAAAGAGAGGGUGAGAAAGUCUCAGCACCCAGGAGGAAGAAAACAGAACAACCGCUGAAGAUGGCGGCCAAUAAAACCUUUCAGGUGUCCCGAAAGCCGCAGUACAAACGGGAGAAGCCUCGUAGCCCCCUCGCUUCUCUUAAUGAGGGAAAAAGUGUGAGAGAGCGUUCCCUUUCUAAGAACAGUCCUGUUGAUGACUGUCCUCUGAAAACAGAGGAGCAGGAGACGGUUAAAUCUGCCCAGAGGCAGCGGUCUCUGGCUUUGACCAACCAGGAGAACGUCCAUCCUCACUCUCCUCUCGUUCUGCUCGUUCCUAUGGCCAAACUGAUGGACUCGUCUGACACUUUGGUGGGCAAACCCGAAAACAAAGAUCUCACUAGGAUGCUGAACAAGACGCUGUCACCCAUUGGGACGCCAGAGAGGUUUAAGAAGCUCAUGCCUCAUAUUCAGUUUGAAAGCCCGGCUCCUCUGAAGUCUGCAGCUGAUGACAGUGCAUUAACUGGAACGCCAGUCUUGUCUUUGAAGGAUGCUCUCGCCCUCAUUGACUCUGAUCUGAGCCAUAUGAACACUAGUCCUCAAGACACCAGCUCCAGCUGUGGAUUCUCAGACUCUCUUGAGUCAAAAAGCGGAAAUAAAGAUGGCAGACCUGACUUGAAGUCAUUACCAGACAGCCCACUUGCAUCUGACUCUAACCAGCCGAGACUUACAUUCUUUGUCAGCAAAAUUGUUGAUGUUCCAGCAGCUGAUACGGCUCCAGAGAGGGUCAAAAAAGCUUCUUUUACCUCUGCUACAGUGAUCAAAAGCAAAGCACCAGGGGAAAUGUGUUCAAAUGAAAGGAAAAUAAAGAAGUCAAGGCGAAGGCUCUUGGAGAAAACUCUUGAGCUGUCAGACAGCAGCAGCCAGUCUGAGACUGGACCAGGAACUCCAAGUCUUCCUGUUAUAGAUACAGGAACCAGUGAAACGAGGGACUCUAAACUUGCAGAGUGCCCAUAUGAUGAUAGAAACCAAACCCAGAUUCUCACCUCCUCCAGCCCAGCUCCACAUCCCAACGGCUCGCCUACACCCGUCACCUUCCCCGUCACUUCUCUCCCAUCUUUGACCUCUUCCCGCUUCUCCUUCUCUGGCACCCCACCACCUGCUUCAGUCCCCGCUCCUGUUGCCUUGACCGUCACAUCUCCAUCCCCCUUGAGCUCUUCUUCUCCUCUUCACCACACCCCAGCAUCACAGCGUAACCUGUGUGAGCUGUCUCCAACUGUUUUUGCGCCACAGAGCGUCCAGGAAGACCCGUUUCCUGUUCACAUGGCAGCGAAGAGCAAGAAGAGGAAGAGCGAGGAGUUUUUGAAAAGUGACGUGAAGACUCAGGAGGUUGGAAAAUCGGAGCGUGUUAAGAGGAGCAGGGUGGUGGCUGCAAAAACUGAGUCCACAAGGUCGCUGCAGGAGAAGAGACGAGCAUCGCAAAGACAACAGCAGAGUACAGCAGGCUCGGCGCGCUCCAUUACUACAUCUUCUCUUAAAACUGUGAGGUCUGUGGUUCCUGCCCAGGUAAAACAACCAAGCUCCAAACCCACCUCCAGAGGUGCUCCGUCUCUGAAAUCCUCUGCUCCUGCAUUGAAAACUGCAAAAGUUGUUGCUGUAGCCCAGUCAAAGCUGACCUUUGUGAAAUCAGUGCAAACAGCUAUACCGAGACAUCCGAUGCCGUUUGCUGCCAAGAACAUGUUUUAUGAUGAGAGGUGGAUCGAGAAGCAGGAGAGGGGGUUCACCUGGUGGGUUAACUAUGUCCUCACCCCUGAUGACUUUAAAGUCAACACUGAAGUCAAAGUAAAUGCUGUGUCCAUUGCCAUGGGCAGUGACAACAAGUACAGCGUCCCCAAAGCCCCGACCAAAGAGGAGAUGUCGUUCAGCACCUACACGGCUCGGCGAAAGCUAAACCGCCUCCGACGUUCUGCCUGCCAGCUGUUCACAUCGGAGGCAAUGGUCAAAGCGAUCCAGAGGCUGGAGGUGGAAGUAGAGGCCAAGAGGCUGCUGGUCCGGAAGGACCGACAUCUAUGGAAAGACAUAGGGGAACGAAAAAAAGUCCUCAACUGGCUUCUUUCCUACAACCCGCUCUGGUUACGGAUUGGACUCGAGACAAUCUAUGGAGAGUUGAUCUCACUGGAGAGCAACAGCGACGCUGUGGGUCUGGCGAUGUUCAUCCUCCAGCGGCUGCUGUGGAAUCCGGACAUCGCCGCAGAAUUCAGACACGCCAAAGUGCCUCACCUUUACAAAGAUGGCCACGAGGAGGCGCUGUCUCGCUUCACUCUGAAGAAGCUGCUCCUGCUGGUGUGUUUCCUUGACAAAGCCAAAGAGUCCCGGCUGAUUGAACACAACCCAUGUCUGUUCUGUCUAGAUGCAGAGUUCAAGACCAGUAAAGACCUUCUCCUGGCCUUCUCCAGGGACUUCCUGAGCGGAGAAGGGAUCCUCCCCCGGCACCUCGGCUACCUCGGGCUGCCUGUCUCCCAUGUUCAGAUGCCUCUGGAUGAGUUCAACUUCGCUGUGAAGAAUCUGGCUGUUGACUUGAGAUGCGGUAUUCGUCUUGUGCGUGUGAUGGAGCUCCUUGUGCAGGACUGGAGUCUGUCGUCCAAACUCCGUCUGCCGGCCAUCAGCCGCCUUCAGAAAGUCCACAACGUUGACUUGGCCCUGCAAGUGCUCAAAAGCAAAGGGGUUGACUUAAAGGAUGAACACGGGGCUGUCAUUGAUGCCAGAGAUGUUGUGGAUGGACACAGAGAGAAAACGCUGAGCCUCCUGUGGAAAAUCAUCUUCGCAUUUCAUGUUGAGGUGAUUUUGAACGAGGAUCAGCUGAGGGAGGAAAUCGGCUUCCUGAAGAGAAGCUUCAGGACCAAACUAAGGCUGGCGUCCCUUAAAGCGGACCGAGGCCUUAAGCUGAGUCCUGCAGAGACCCGGGUUGCAUUCGACCACAGCAACAUGAAGAUCUGUCUGCUGAUGGAGUGGGUCAGAGCAGUGUGUGAUUUCUACAGUCUGAACGUGGAGAACUUCACCGUGGCGUUCUCAGAUGGCCGUGUCCUCUGCUACCUCAUCCACCACUACCACCCCGGCCUCCUGCCCGAGCAGUCCAUUGGUCACAGCACCACUCAAACUGUCGAGUGCUCAUCGAGGGGACAACUGGAGCUCGACUGCUCUGCCAGCGACUCCGAUAACUCCUUUGACUACCUAACAGGCCCGAACGGUCCAGACUCUCCAUCAGAAUUCAAAGAGCUGCUGGAAAAUGAGAAGAAUAACUUCAGGCUGGUCAACAUGGCCGUUUCUUUCCUUGGCGGUGUCCCUGCCAUGAUCAACCCAGCCGACAUGUCCAACACCAUCCCCAAUGAGAAGGUGGUCAUGUCUUACCUGUCCUUCCUGUGUGCUCGUCUUCUCGACCUGAGGAACGAAACCAGAGCGGCUCGGGUGAUCCAGGGUGCCUGGAGGAAAUACAAACUGAAGAAAGAUCUGCAGCUCUAUAAGGAGAGAAACAUGGCUGCUCUGAAAAUCCAGUCCCUUGUGAGGAGUUUCCUCCAGAGACGAAGAGCUCAGAGACAGAGUCGAGCAGCUGUUAUCAUCCAGUCGCUGUGGAGAGGUCAUGCUGCCCGACACAGGAUGAGGCUGGAAAAAGAGGCUCGGCUUCGGGCUCUGAGACAUAAAGCAGCUACUGUCAUCCAGACUCAGUGGAAGAUGUUUUCAGCCAUGAGGGCUUACCAGCGCCUCAGAUACCACACCAUUAUUCUUCAAGCACAGUGGCGAAUGAGGAGUGCAGCCUCUACUUAUAGAAAAAUCUACUGGGCAGCAACAGUCAUUCAGAAGCACUCACGAGCUUGGGCUACUGGUAGGAAAGAUCGGGAAUAUUACCUCUCCCUCAGAGCAGCAGCUGUGAAAAUCCAAAGAGGAUACUGGAGAUGGAAACUCAAGAAGACAGCAAAGGAAAAUCAUGCUGCAAGAGUGAUACAAAAUGUGUUUAAGAGCUGGUACAAAAAGAAAAUGGCAGAGAAAAACGCUGCUGCUCUGAGAAUUCAGUCUUGGUACCGAAUGCAGACAUGUCUUCAUCAGUUUAGAAAGAUGAAGACAAGUGUCAUGCUCAUUCAAGCCCAAUACAGAGGCCAUGCACAGAGACGCUGCUUUGAGAAGUUGAAGCUGCAGCACCGCUCUGCCACCGUCAUUCAGAGUGCGUUCAGGGGGCACGCUGUAAGGAAGCAGGUGGCAAGGAUGAAAUGUGCUGCUGUCCUAAUCCAGUGUUGGUUUAGGGCCUCGGUGCAACGAGACAUGGAGAGGCAAAUGUUUGUGAGGAUGAAAUGUGCCGCCAUCACCAUACAGGCAGCCUAUCGUGGGAAAGUGGCUCGAGACUCUCUGAAAAAACAGCACAAGGCAGCGACAAGGAUCCAAGCAGCUUUUAGGAAAUAUGCUGCCCAAAGGCGCUACCUCUGCUUCAGGAGAGCUGCAUGUGUGAUACAACAAAAGUACAGAGCCACGGUCUUGGCUCGUGAGACAAAGAAGGAUUACGACGCUCUGAGGCAUGCCUCGGUCACUUUACAAGCUAACUGGAGAGGCAGAGCUGACAGGAAGAGGAUUGAGAAGUGGCAUCGCUGUGCAACGCUGAUACAAGCUUGCUACCAUCGGCACAAAGCUCAAACAGAGCACAGGUCCAAGAAGGCAGCUGCUGUCGUCAUACAGCGUCACUACAGAGCUUAUGUGACUGGAAGAGAGACAAGGAAAGACUACCUGUGUGUGAGGGCAGCCUGUGUUACUCUACAAGCAGGGUUUAGAGGCAUGAGGGUAAGGACGAAGAUGAGGGAAAAACACCAAGCAGCGACUGUUAUUCAGACUUCAGUCAGGAUGUUUCUGUGUAGGAAGCAAUACGUACUCCUACAGAGUGCAACGAUAAUCAUCCAAAGUCGAUACAGAGCACUUUUGGCAUGCAGAGCUCAGCAAAAUGACUACAGAAACAUAAAGCAAGCUACUUUAAAGAUACAAACAGUCUAUCGGGGUUACAGAGUAAGGCAAGACCUGAAGAGGAGGAACAAUGCUGCCCGAACAAUCCAAGCUCAAUUCAGGAUGCACAAAACGCGAAUGGCUUACCUCGCCACAAAAUGUGCUGCCAUCAUUAUUCAAGAGCGCUUUAGGGCCAAACUGCUCAGGGAUCAACACAUGCAGAGGUUCAGAGCAAUGAAGUCUGCAGCUGUAGUCAUUCAAGCUGCAUAUCGAGGCCACACAGCCAGGAGGAAGCUUGCAGAGAUGCACAGAGCGGCUACAAUUAUCCAGAGAAAGUUUUUCACCAUUCUGGAAAGGAGAAGGUUCGUAGCCAUCGAGGCAGCAGCUCGGGUCUGUCAGCGCAGGUACAGAGCAGCGGCCCUGGCGAGGAAAACUCGUUUGGAGUAUCUGUCAAAGAAAAGGGCAGCUGUUUGUCUGCAAGCAGUGUUCAAAGGAUGGCAAGUCAGAAAGCAGCUGCGUAUCAAGCAUGAAGCAGCUGUGAUAAUCCAGUCUCACUUUAGAAAGUACAAGCAAAGGGCCUAUUACAGGAGGCUACACUGGGCUGCAAAUGUGCUGCAAGCACGUUACAGAGCAAACAGGAACAUGAGAGUGGAGGUACAAGCUCUGAAUGCAAAGAAACACGCUGUAGUUGUCUUACAGGCAGCAUACCGUGGCAUGAAAUCCAGACAAAUCAUGAAACAAGAGCAUCAGGCUGCUGGUGUCAUCCAGAGAGCUUACAGAGCACACUGCGAGCACAAAAAGUAUGUCACCUUAAAAUCCUCUGUCCUCACUAUCCAGCGGAAAUAUCGGGCUACUGUAGCAGCAAGAGAGCAGAUGCAAAGAUACCAAAACAUGCGCAGAGCUGCUGUCAUUCUACAGACAGCUUUAAGAGGACAGAAGGUCAGAAAAGAAGUGGCUCGCUGGCAUCAGGCUGCAACUGUGAUCCAGUCUGUGUUCAGAAAACACAAAGAGGAGGUCAAAUACAAAGCAAUGCGCCUGUCUGCCAUCAUCAUCCAGAGGUACUAUCGAGCUUGCAUGCUUCAAAGAAGAGAGAGGGAGAACUUUGUGAUGAUUAAACAGUCAGCCAUCAUUCUUCAAGCUGCUUUCAGAGGUUAUCGUGUGCGAUGCAGCAUUGCUAAGAUGCACAGAGCAGCUACUGUCAUUCAAGCAAACUUCAGGAGACACAAACACCAAUCAGACUUCAGGAGACAACGCUGGGCAGCCUGUGUCUUACAGCAGAGAUUCCGAGCUCAGAGUUGUAAAAAUGCUGAAAUGAAACAAUAUAAAGAGGUCAGGAAGGCUGUGAUUGUGCUGCAAUCAGCAUAUCGUGGAAUGAAGUCCAGACAAAUCAUCAAACGGCAACAUUUUUCUGCCGGUGUUAUCCAGAGAGCUUUCAGAGCACAUUGUGAACAUAAGCACUAUAUUACCUUAAAGUUGUCAGCUCUCACCAUUCAGCGGAGAUAUCGUGCAACUGUUGCAGCCAGAGCACAAAGAAGCCAAUACCUGGGAAUGCGCAGAGCAGCCGUUACUAUCCAGGCAGCUUUUAGAGGACAUCAGGUUAGGAAGGAAGUGGCUCAUUGGCAUCAGGCUGCAACUGUGAUCCAGUCUGUGUUCAGAAAACACAAAGAGGAGGUCAAAUAUAAGGCCAUGCGCCUGUCUGCAAUAAUCAUCCAAAGAUAUUAUCGAGCCUGUAUUCUACAGAGAAAAGAGAGGGAGAACUUUAAAAAAAUUCGACAAUCUGCCAUCAUUCUUCAGGCAGCUCUCAGAGGUUAUCAUGUGCGAUGCAGCAUUGCUAAGAUGCACAGAGCAGCUACUGUCAUUCAAGCAAACUUCAGGAGACACAAACACCAAUCACGCUUUAGGAGACAACGCUGGGCAGCCUGUGUCUUGCAGCAGAGAUUCCGAGCUCAGAGAUGUAAAAAUGCUGAAAUGAAACAAUAUCACAAUAUCAGGAGGGCCGUGAUUGUGCUGCAAUCGGCAUAUCGUGGAAUGAAGUCCAGACAAAUGAUCAUUCAAAAGCAUCAGGCUGCUGGUGUUAUUCAGAGAGCUUUCAGAGCACAUUGCGAAUACAAGCACUAUCAGACCCUUAAGUCGUCAGCCCUCACCAUCCAGCGGAGGUAUCGUGCAACUGUUGCAGCCAGAGCACAAAGAAGCCAAUACCUGGAAAUGCACAGAGCAGCCCUCACCAUCCAGGCAGUUUUCAGAGGACGGCAGGUCAGAAAAGAAGUGGCUCAUUGGCAUCAGGCUGCAACUGUGAUCCAGUCUGUGUUCAGAAAACACAAAGAGGAGGUCAAAUAUAAGGCCAUGUGCCUGUCUGCCAUCAUCAUCCAGAGGUACUAUCGAGCCUGUGUUCUUCAAAGAACAGAGAGAGAGAACUUUCUUAAGAUAAGCCGUUCAGCUAUCGUGCUUCAAGCUGCUGUCCGAGGUUAUCGUGUGCGAUGCAGGAUUGCUAAGAUGCACAGAGCAGCUACUGUCAUUCAGGCAAACUUCAGGAGACAUAAACACCAAUCAGACUUCAGAAGAUGGCGCUGGGCAGCCUGUGUCUUACAGCAGAGGUUUAGAGCUCAGAGAUGUAAAAAUGCUGAAAUGAAACAAUAUAAAGAGGUCAGGAAAGCUGUAAUUGUGCUGCAGUCGGCAUAUCGUGGAAUGAAGUCCAGGAAAAUUAUCAAGAAAAAGCAUCAGGCUGCUGGUGUAAUUCAGAGAGCUUUCAGAGCGCACUGUGCGCACAAGAAGUAUCUGACCCUGAAGUCUUCUGUCAUGACAAUCCAGCAAAAAUAUCGUGCAACAGUAGCAGCAAGAGAGCAAAUGCAACGAUACCAAAACAUGCGCAGAGCUGCUGUCAUUCUACAGGCAGUUUUCAGAGGCCAGCAGGUCAGAAAAGAAGUGGCUCAAUGGCAUCAGGCUGCAACUGUGAUCCAGUCUGUGUUCAGAAAACACAAAGAGGAGGUCAAAUACAAAGCAAUGCGCCUGUCUGCUAUCAUCAUCCAAAGACACUAUCGAGCCUGUAUUCUACAGAGAAAAGAAAGGAGAAACUAUGAAGAGAUGAAACAGUCAGCCAUCAUUCUUCAGGCUGCUUUCAGAGGUUAUCGUGUGCGAUGCAGCAUUGCUAAGAUGCACAGAGCAGCUACUGUCAUUCAAGCAAACUUCAGGAGACACAAACACCAAUCAGACUUCAGGAGACAACGCUGGGCAGCCUGUGUCUUACAGCAGAGAUUCCGAGCUCAGAGUUGUAAAAAUGCUGAAAUGAAACAAUAUAAAGAGGUCAGGAAGGCUGUGAUUGUGCUGCAAUCAGCAUAUCGUGGAAUGAAAUCAAGACAAAUCAUCAAACAGCAACAUUUUUCUGCUGGUGUUAUCCAGAGAGCUUACAGAGCACACUGUGAACACAAGCACUAUCAGACACUUAAGUCCUCCGUCCUUACCAUCCAGAGGAGAUACCGGGCUACUAUAGCAGCAAGAGAUCAGACUCAAAAGUACCAAAACAUGCGUAGAGCUGCUGUUGUCCUACAGGCAGCCUUUAGAGGACAGCAGGUCAGGAAGGACGUGGCCCGUUGGCAUCGAUCUGCGACUGUCAUACAGUCGAUGUUCAGAAAACACAGAGAGGAAGUCAAAUUCAAGGCCAUGCGCUUGUCUGCAAUUAUCAUCCAAAGAUAUUAUCGAGCAUAUAUUCUGCAAAUACAUGAGAGACAAAACUUUCUUAGGAUCAGACAUUCUACCAUCGUCCUUCAGGCAGGGUUUAAAGGCUGGCGUGUCAGGAGGGACAUUAACAGGCAGAAACAGGCCGCUGUUGUUAUCCAGUCAUGUUGGAGAUGCUUCGUGCAGAUACGUGACUUCAGAAGGAAGCGGGAGGCGGCAGUGAUUCUCCAGCGAAGGGUUCGGGCGCUGCAGCUCGGCAGGUUGGAGAGAAACAACUACGCAAGAGUGAGACAAGCUGUUGUCACACUUCAGACUCACUGCAGAGCCUGGAUCGCCAGACGACAGUUGUUGGAGGAAGCCAAAGCAAAGAGGAGGCUUCGGUUUGCAUCAGCCGUCUUCCACCAUCUCAAUGCCAUAAAGAUCCAGAGAGCUCUGAGGGCUCACUGGGCUCUAGAGCUGGCCAAAAGACAAAUCCACUCUGUUGUCACUAUACAGCUAUGGGUGAGAGCGAAGCAGCAGAGGAGGCGGUAUCUGGAGGACAGAAGGAAGGUGGUCACAGCCCAGAGAGCUGCCAGACGCUGGUUAGCUCGACGUCACAAAGCCGCGUCCACCAUCCAGCACGCCGUGCGCAGAUUCCUCCUUCAAAGGAGGCAGAAGAGGAUUCAGCAGGGCAUUGUCAAAGCUCAGGCUCUUUGGAGAGGACACCGCUCCCGCUGCCUGAAUGACAACCCCAAGGUGGUGACUUUAAGACAUCGUCUACGUAAAGUGUCAGCCGAAGUCCAAGAGGAGGACAAGCUGUGCAACAAGACGUCAUCUGCCCUGGACUACCUCCUCCGAUACAAACACUUCUCCUACAUCCUAGAGGCCCUGAAAAACCUCGAAACCGCCACCAGACUGUCUCCAGAGUGCUGUGAGCGGCUGGUCGAGAGUGGAGCGACAAAUGUCAUCUUUACUCUCAUCCGCUGCUGCAACAGGAGCGUCCCCUGCAUGGACGUCAUCACUUACUCCAUCCAGAUCCUCCUCAACCUCUCCAAGUAUCACAAGACCAUUGAGGCUGUAUAUUCAGUGGAAAACUCUGUGGAGACUCUUCUGGACCUGCUGCAGAGAUACCGGGAGAAGGCGGGCGAUAAAGUGGCUGAAAAGGGUGGAAGCAUCUUCACCAAAGCCUGCUUCCUCCUCGCUCUGCUCCUGCAAGACAAACACCGUGCUGUGGAGGUUAUGAAGCUUCCUAAAGUGUUGGACAGGAUCCGCAGCAUCUACCGCCUCACUGCUCGCAAACACAAGAUGGACGCAGAAAGGACGGUCAUCAAACAGAAGAUGAACGCAUCAAUCAACGGGAGCUUCUUCGUCCCAGCCACGCCUCGUAAAGCCAACUCAGCACCAAAAUUUGCACCAGACUGGGUUCUCAGAAAGGACAAGCUCAAAGACAUCGUGGACCCACUCAGGGCCAUUCAGAUGGUGGCAAACACUCUGUCUAUAGUGUUGUAAAUAUUUAAGCUUUUAAAUCUUGAAUCUUUUCUUUUUUUUACCUGUAGAAAAUAUAGUUUUAUGGAUUGUUUCAGUGGUUUUUUUAACCAAGACAUUUCCAUGUCUUUCCUGUACAUAUUAAAAUGGAUUUGUUUCAUAAACAUGGAUGAUGUUUGUUUUGUGUGCUUACAAAGUUUCCUCUGCUUAAAAUGAGGCUAUGUGUAAAUUUAAUUGAUAGUAACUGAUAAGAUAAUAAAUUACUUUACAGUUACCUGGCUAUUUUUGAUUAUAGUUGCAAGACUUCCAGUAUUGAGUACUUGAUCAAAGAAAAUUAAAAGCCAAUGACUUUACUGAUAAAGUUGAGGAGCAGUGCAGACUAGAUUUGUGUUAAUGG